Messenger RNA from Oncorhynchus nerka (sockeye salmon), 6412 nucleotides. Its product is annotated as pyruvate dehydrogenase (acetyl-transferring) kinase isozyme 2, mitochondrial-like. The record is from RefSeq and is a predicted model, not a curated record. NCBI's taxonomy places the organism in Eukaryota, Metazoa, Chordata, Actinopteri, Salmoniformes, Salmonidae. The transcript has 12 exons. Gene Ontology annotation, cellular component: mitochondrion. Gene Ontology annotation, molecular function: pyruvate dehydrogenase (acetyl-transferring) kinase activity. Gene Ontology annotation, biological process: regulation of glucose metabolic process; protein phosphorylation. Bases 224 to 1453 code for a protein of 409 amino acids.
CAAAGCCAAUGCCAAUCAAAUCCAAACUUCAUUAACAAUAUAGAGGUCGGUCUUGGGAGGAGCGUUCGUGAUUUCUGAAAUAUUCAUUGGUCAACUAGCUAACGUUAGCAAGCUUCUUCAACGUCUGCGAGACUGGAGCUUGCUGCUGAUGACAAGAAAGGGCACCCUGGCCUGACACAACAAUCCGACUGUCUCGGGACUUCAAUUUGAAUUUGUUGCAACCAUGAAGUUCACGCAAUUUUUGCUAAGGAACAGCUCCAUACCCAAACAAGCACUAGUGGAUCGGUUUUCCAAGUUCUCCCCCUCGCCGCUGUCAAUGAAACAAUUCAUAGACUUUGGCUCGGCCAAUGCCUGUGAGAAGACGUCCUUUGUGUUCCUUCGUCAGGAGCUUCCUGUCCGGCUGGCCAACAUCAUGAAGGAGAUUGACUUCCUCCCUGACAAGCUUCUCAGCACCCCUUCACUACAGUUACUACAGAGCUGGUAUGCAACAAGUCUGAUGGAGAUAGUGGGCUUCCUGGAGAAAGAGCCCGAUGAUAAAAAUAUCCUGAAGAAGUUCACUGAGACGCUGGUGAACAUCAGGAACCGCCACAACAACGUGGUUACCACCAUGGCACAGGGAGUGGUGGAGUACAAGGAUGCCUUUGGCUCCGACCCUGUGACCAAUCAGAACGUCCAGUACUUCUUGGAUCGCUUCUACAUGAGCCGCAUCUCCACACGCAUGAUCAUGAACCAGCACUCUCUCAUCUUUGAUGGAAGCGUCAACCCCGCCCAUCCCAAGCACAUUGGCACCAUCGACCCUGACUGCGACGUGACGGAGGUGGUAAAAGAUGCCUUUGAUAGCUCCAAGAUGCUCUGUGAACAGUACUACCUGACCUCGCCAGAGAUUGACCUCACACAAGUCAACGCCAAAGGUCCUGACCAGCCUCUUCGUAUUGUCUAUGUUCCUUCCCAUCUCUACCACAUGCUGUUUGAGCUCUUCAAGAACGCCAUGAGAGCAACAGUGGAGACUCAUGAAAUGGCCCUGCAUCUCCCGCCGGUCAAAGUCCGAGUCUCCCUGGGCAGUGAGGACCUAACAAUCAAGAUAUCAGAUCGAGGAGGCGGAGUUCCCCUGAGGAAGAUAGAGCGUUUGUUCAGUUACAUGUACUCCACCGCCCCCAGUCCCGUCGAUAUUGACAACAGCCGCAAUGCACCACUGGCUGGUUUUGGCUAUGGUCUUCCCAUCUCCCGUCUCUAUGCCAAGUACUUCCAGGGAGACCUGCAGCUCUACUCCAUGGAGGGAUAUGGGACGUCAGCUGUCAUCUACCUGAAGGCCUUGUCCUCAGAGUCUGUGGAAAGACUUCCUGUUUACAACCAGUCAGCCAUAAGGCAUUACCAGACAAGCAAUGAGGCAGAUGACUGGUGCAUGCCCAGCAAGGAUCCCAAGAAGCUGGGGAAGUAUGAGAGGAGAAGUUAACCAAACAGACGGAGAGAGAGAGCUCAGAUAACAUGAAGAGGAGAGGAGCAGGAGGAAAGAAAGAAGAAGAGGAGGAUGACUGAAAGGAGGAAUGGAAUGAUGAUUCAUAAUCAGAAACUGACAGAAGGUACCCAGUUGUACUGUGUGUGUGUGUGUGCAAUGGAGAUUCUCAUCCAGCACUUGAAGUGGAAAAACACAUUCAGGUUGGAGGCGUUUCAAUGGCAAUACCAGGAUCUCUAUUCAAAACCAGGAUCUCUAUUCAAAACCAAGAUUUCUAUUCAAUACCAGGAUCUCUAUUCAAUACCAAGAUUUCUAUUCAAUACCAGGAUCUCUAUUCAAUACCAGGAUCUAUAUUCAAUAAGUGACUUUGUGAAUGUUACAGUCAGAAACAGGGCCAUGAACUACUCACAAUCACAUCUCACCUUUUGGUUUCAUUUAGCCACACGUUUCAGGUAUUCAUUUCACUCACUUAUUUUAACAUUAUGACACUGAAGCAGUGUAAAAAAAACUAGCAUUUUGUUUAAAAGGUGUAUUUUAGUUUACAACUGAUCAUUUAAUUUAUCAAAUGCCUGAAUUUGGUUAUACAGUGAGAUAAGCGGCAGGGUAGCCUAGUGGUUAGAGCGUUGGACUAGUAAUCGAAAGGUUGAAAGUUCAUAUCCCCGAGCUGACAAGGUACAAAUCAGUCGUUCUGCCCCUGAACAGGCAGUUAUUGAAAAUAAGAAUUUGUUCUUAACUGACUUGCCAAGUUAAAUAAAGGUUAAAUAAAUAAAAAGCUGCACUAUCACAGUAGUAUUGUCUGUGAUACUACAUUUUAGAUUUUGUAUCUAGUGUUCUCUAAACUCUUCACUUACGGCUACAGUAUGCAGCUAGAACACUGAGCUCCAUGGACGCAGAUAGAUAUAGUGUGUCAGUCAGAGACAUGUCAAGGCCAUGCUGUCAGUCGAUGGGUUUUCUCUGGUUACCCUUCUACUACAGGAUGUUCUAUGGGUACAUAGUGGUCAACAAAUGUUAUUUUCAACAUACUAUGUAGACUCCAUAUAGUUUCAACUCUGAGCAUUUCACCUUUUUGUUUUUUACUGCUUACAAAUAUUUGUCAAUCUCGGAAGUUUAACAGACGUUUAUCUCCAAUGUUUUUUGCGGCCUAAAGGGAAUUUAGUAGGAUCAACUGUAAAUCUUGGUGACUAAUUUUUUUUGUUCCACCCUCACUUGUUGAAUAAGACAAGAGCUCAAACAAAGGUCAUUCAUUCAAGGUUUCCUAUGAAGACAGAAAAUAGAUAUUGAAGACAUUGAGGUAUCUAGUACAUUUACUCUAAACCAAGUCCAACUGAGUUUAAGUAGAAGUUAUGUGAAUAUUGAGAUACAUUUUCUAUCAUUCUGUUAUAUUUUUCAAUGACUAAAACAAUUGCAUUUUAGAGGCCGGAUAGGUCUUUUAUACAUGAAGUAUUUAUUGAAUAACGUUGUGUGCCAGAGAGCAAAAUGGGAGUAUUAUCACAUUUCUGUGAUUAGGGACACAGUAAGACUGAGUUGAAUCAAAUGUUUGACUGGUGCCCAGUGUGGGUAUUCUUUGAUGUGUUAACUUGGGCAGUCAUUACAACAUUUCAUUUCCUGGUAUACACUAAAUAGUCACUAUUAUUACACUCCUUAGCAAUAAGAAAUCACAUAAAAGACUAUGUACACUUACUAACAUUUAAUCCAAUAACAGCUAAGUAUUUGUAACUAGUCAAUAUUUGUAUGUGCAUUGAAACAAAACAAAAAUAGUUUGAGCCUAACACUGAAGUGCCAACUUUUAUUUCUCUCUUUCUGGUUUUUAACAUGUAUGGUUUUAAAUCACACGAUCUCGGGAUGUUGAAGGCAUUUCAUAUUUUUCAAAGUAUCACCGUAAGUGCUGUGAUGUCAUAUUAAACCGACCUGGGAGGAGCUAUCUAUCAAUGGAAGUUGCUGAUUGGACCUCACACGGUGGGCGGAGUCCUAAUUUGAGAUUAUUGCACAUAAUUUAUUAUUGUUGCCGUGAAUAGAUGAUUUACCAAUAUACAUUAUUUGGGUUAUGGGCAACCAUCUAAUGUCAGGAUUUCAGUCUAAUUGAAUUCUAACUGAAUAACAAUAGUGGUUAUCUGCUUAUUUUAAGCAUCUUUAGGUUGUUCAAUAAAAUGCAGCUCUUUAUGUAGUUCUCACUCUGCCUUUUGUCCCUCUGCCAGUGCCUUCAGAAAGUAUUCAUACCCCUUGACGUAUUCCACAUUUUGUUGAGUUACAGCCUGCAUUCAAAAUGUAUUAAAUAAAUAAAACAUCUCACCCAUCUACACACAAUACCCCUUGAUAACAGUGAAAACAUGUUUGUAGAAAGUUUAGCAAAUGUAUUUAAAUUGAAAUACAGGAAAAUCUCAUUUACAUAGGUAUUCACACCCAUGUUUCAAUACAUUGUAGAAGCACAUUUGGCGGCAAUUUCAGCUUUGAGUCAUCUUGGGUAUGUCUGUAUAAGCUUUGAGUCAUCUUGGGUAUGUCUGUAUAAGCUUUGAGUCAUCUUGGGUAUGUCUGUAUAAGCUUUGAGUCGUCUUGGGUAUGUCUGUAUAAGCUUUGAGUCGUCUUGGGUAUGUCUGUAUAAGCUUUGAGUCAUCUUGGGUAUGUCUGUAUAAGCUUUGAGUCAUCUUGGGUAUGUCUGUAUAAGCUUUGAGUCGUCUUGGGUAUGUCUGUGUCAGCUUUGAGUCGUCUUGGGUAUGUCUGUAUAAGCUUUGAGUCGUCUUGGGUAUGUCUGUAUAAGCUUUGAGUCAUCUUGGGUAUGUCUGUAUAAGCUUUGCACAUCUGGAAUUGGGGAUUUUCUCCCAUUCUUCCUUACAGAUUUUCUCAAACUGUUAAGUUAGACGGGGAAAGGCGGUGAACAGAAAUCUUCAAGUCUUUCCAAAGAUUUUCAAUAGGAUUCAAGUCUGGGCUUUGGCUGGCCCACUCAAGGACUUUCACAUUCUUGUUCUGAAGCCAUUGCAUCGUUGCUUUGGCUGUAUGCUUGAGGUCGUUGUCCUGUUGAUACGUAAAUCUUCGCCCCAGUCUGUUGUUUGCACUCUGAAGCAGGUUCUUAAUGAUUUGACUGUAUUUGGCUCCAUUCAUUGUUCCCUGUAUAUCCUUAAGUCUCCCAGUCCCUGCCACUGAAAAGCAUCCCCCAUAGCAUGAUGCUGCCACCACCAUGCUUCACAAUAGGGAUGGUUUUCUUUUACACAUAGCACUUUGCAUUCAGGCCAAAUAAUAAAUGUGUCUCAUCGGACCACUUCAGCCUUAUGACCUGUCUUUCAUGUGCUGUCGUAUGCCUUUUUCUCAGGAGUGGCUUCCGUCUGGCCACUCUCCCAUAAAGCCCAGCUUGGUGAAGUGCUGUAGAGACUGUUGUCCUGGUGGCAGGGUCGCCCAUCACAGCCAUUGAACUCUGAAGUACUGUCUGACCAAGGUCCUUCUUGCCCAGUUGAUCAGUUUGGUCAGCUCUAGUCUAGAUGGAAGAAAAUAUGGAACUAUUUCCCAAUGAUGGAGACCACUGGGCUCUUGGAAACUUUCAACACUCUAGAAAUAGUUUUAUACCCUUCACCAGAUAUACAGUGAGCUUCAUUUAGUUGUUUUGGCUCUGUGCAGACUGUCAGGUUUAAUUUGAAGGUAUUUUGAUCUACAUAUGGUGAACCGUCCCAUAUUUAUAGCAUGCGAUGACUACAUCAAGCUCUACAAACAGGCUGGAGGCAUUUGCUAUUUGUUUUAGUUGUUUGAUUAUCUUGUGCCCAUUGGAAAAUAAUGGUAAAUGUAUUGUGUCAUUUUGGAGUCACUUUUAUUUUAAAUAAGAAUAGAAUAUGUUUCUAAACAUCCUAACAUGUUUUACCUCCCCUGAUAUUGUAAUGGUGAAAGGUUAGCAUGUGUUGGGGGUAUGAUAUUUGUGCAUGCUUGGAAUAUGGGACCAAAUACUAAACUUUUGACUAUUUAAUACACAAGUGAAUUUGUCCCAAUACUUUUGGUCCCCUGGAAUUGGGGGAACAUGUACAAAAAGUGCUGUAAUUUCUAAACGGUUCACCCUAUGGAUGAAAAUACCCUCAAAUUACAGUCGGCACUUUAACCUCCAUAGUCAUUGUAUCAUUUCAAAUCCAAAGUGCUGGAGUACAGAGCCAAAACCACAAAUAUUUAAUUAUCUCAAUACUUUGAGCUUACUGUAUGCCUAAAAACAAUCUCAGUGAUCGUACAGUUCCUUGGACUUCAUGGUAUAGUUUCUGCUCUGACAUGCCCUGUCAACUGUGGGACUUCUAUAGACAUGUGUGUUUCUUUCUAAAUCAUGUCCAAACAAAUGGAUUGGCCACAGGUGGACUCCAAUCAAGUUGUAGUGACAUCUCAAGGAUGAUGAAGGACAUUUGGAUGCACCUGAGCUCAAUUUGGAGUGUGUGCAAAGGGGUGUAAAUUUGAUAUUUCUAUAUUUCAUUUUCAAUAAAUUUCCAAAAAUGUAUAAAAACAUGUUUUUACUUCAUCAUUAUGGGGUAUUGUGUGUAGAUGAAUGAGAAACAUAUUUUGAUUCAUUUUCAAUUCAGCCUGUAACAACAUAAUGUGGAAUAAGUCAAGGGGUAUGAAUACUUUCUGAAUGAGCUGUAUGUGCCUGCAGUGCUUCCGUUUAGAAGCCUUUGCAAGUGCUUCAGCUUCAGUCAGAAAGUGAUUAUGGUAACAACAAUUUCUAUCUACUAACUACAGUAUUGAUUCACUCCUGUAUACAUGUGUUUUCUAGAUGAGUUUUUCAUUAAAAAAGGACCUGAUUUUUAAGGGUUGAUGAUCAAUGUUUUCCCUCAUCGCUAUUAUUUGAUCCUAUCAUGUUGUCAAGGCCGAUUUGUUAGAACCUUCCCCUCUGAUUCAGUUUGUGACAGUACAGUCAAGUUUACCAUGUGAAUAACUGAUAAGAUCUACCAACUGUCACAACUACCAUCACUGAACACAGCAUAAUAAAACACAUUUAAAACA